AUGGACUCCUCACGCCUUGAUCCCAGAGCGGAUCUCGUGGCUCCCGUCUUUGAUCACAGAGCCUUCCAUUCCCGACCGAAGUCUACACUCACCGACCAUGACAACAAACGAGCUUCAGCAGUCAGCAUGCCACCCGCAAUGUUCCCGAAGAAACGACCAUGCUACGACUGGAUCUUUUCGAGUGCCUCCAACGUCCACAUCGCAGUCGACAGAUCGGCCUUCAAGACUUAUAUUCCAUUCCGAACCUACGUCCUCGCAAUUGCAGAUCAACGCCAGGUCCCAGCCAAAGGCAUCGGAACCGUCGAGCUGAAGAUCAAACGUCAGCCUGGCUCAAGAGAAUCACAUCGAGUCGUCCUCGAGAAUGUCCUAUACGUUCCCAGCUGGCUCUGCAACAUCAUCUCCGACACACACUUCACUCCUGCGCAAGAAUUUGAGCACAAUUGGGGUGAGUUCGGGGUCAACUUCCAACAGCGGAAGGACGGUAUCUGGAAGCCAUGGGGCUACACUGAAGGCUUCUGUGGUCUCGAGCGCCUUGUCCUGUAUCGAGACUUGCAAGGCCGUAGUCCUAUGCUGGAAGACAAAGAUCGAGAAGUCUUCUCUGUCAACGUCUCUUGGCCGCAGCAUCAACGAGACAAGUGGACGCAAAUAGUCGAACAGGAACAGCGUAGGGUUGCCAAGGAGAAGGAGGCAGAAGCUGCGAAGCUCGCACAGAAGCUGGCAGAAGAUGCUGUAAAGGAGGAGCAGAGGAAAGCUGCAGCCGCUGAGAAGGAAGCAGAGCAGGAUAAGGAGAACGUCGAUCCUGAGGACGUGGCAAAGCAGGACGAGCCACCGUUGCCUGAGUCGCCGACCCCAGCAGCUAUUGCCAGAGUGAAGACUGUGGAGCGAAUGUUGGUUGAGGUGGAGGCUGCCACACGGGGUGGAUGUCUGCCUCCGCGCCAAUCCUCCUCCCAACUUCGCUCCACCGCCGAAGAGCACGACUCCGACGAUGACGGCAUCCAAGGCGCCGACUCAAUUUCGCCCGAGCAACCCGGCAUCCUCUCCUCUUUCAUCCCCUUCUCGAAUUCCCGCUACGCCCGCCGCCGGCGCCAACAGGGCCUAGGUUUCACCCCUGACGCCCCGCUCCCGCCUGGCGUCGAGAAACCCGCCUUCUGGAUCAAAGACACCGGGUCCCUUAAAGUCGAAGCCAAAGUCUGGCUCGCCAACCAAAGGACCUUCGUUAAAUGGCAGCACAUCGCCGUCCUCCUUGCCACUUUGAGUCUCGGCCUCUUCAACGCAGCAGGCAAGAACAACACCAUAGCGCGAGCGCUAGCGGUCGUGUACACCUGCUUCGCAGUGUUUGCUGGCGUCUGGGGCUGGGGCGUGUAUAUGUGGCGGAGUAAGCUGAUUACGGAGAGGUCAGGGAAGGAUUUCGAUAAUAUGGUGGGCCCGAUUGUGGUAAGCCUGGGGCUGGCGGCGGCGUUGGUGCUGAAUUUUGCGUUCAAGUAUAAUGCUGUGGUGGCGGAGAAGGGGGAUCGGAAUGAGACAGUGGUGCAGUAUCUGAUGGGGCCAUCGAGGGCGGAGAGGUAUCUAUUGACGGUGCAGGGGUAG
Molecule: messenger RNA, 1587 nt
Organism: Cyphellophora attinorum
Lineage: Eukaryota; Fungi; Ascomycota; Eurotiomycetes; Chaetothyriales; Cyphellophoraceae
Product: Vacuolar transporter chaperone 2
Exons: 2
Coding region: 1-1587 (528 amino acids)
Cellular component (GO): vacuolar transporter chaperone complex; fungal-type vacuole membrane
Source: RefSeq, a predicted model, not a curated record